Pimephales promelas (fathead minnow) is the source of this 5479-nucleotide messenger RNA. Lineage: Eukaryota; Metazoa; Chordata; Actinopteri; Cypriniformes; Leuciscidae. The record is from RefSeq and is a predicted model, not a curated record.
UGUUCUGGUGACGCCUGUGUUUUAUUGAGGAUCAUUAACUGACGUUAAAGUGAAAGUAAACCAGGAGGAAAAUCAGGAGCACGUUUGAUUCUCACUCAGUUUCGUCUACUUUUAUGAAUUAUGUUUGAAUGUGUUGAAUGGCUCAAAUUCAUCAUAAUUAACACUGUGAUUUAACGGACGAGUCUUCGGUGUCUCCGAAAUGUUGCCGAUUAUUAUUAUCAUCGCUUUACUGGUGAAUCUCCUCAUAGAGACUACAGAUUCGUUCACUGUUGUGGUUCCUCGUGAUCAGACAGUGGCUCGUGUCGGGUCCACAGUCACUCUGCCCUGCUGGAUCUCUCCUCCUGAGAACGCUGAAGUUCUGGAGAUCCGCUGGUACCGUCAGGACCAGUACAGCAACCCUGUUCUCCUCUAUCAGAAUGGGAAGAUCAUCCAGGCGGAAUCGUUCAGGAACCGAAGCUCACUGACUCUGCGCUCGGAUCAGUCUGGUGGACUGAAGGAUGGAGACGUCUCUCUACGGCUGGAGAAACUCAGGAUUCAGGAUGAAGAUUCAUAUCACUGUUAUGUCAGUGGAGAAAGUGCAUAUGACAGCGGAGAGGUGGUUCUCAAAGUCAUUGCUUUAGGAUCCGCUCCUGUCCUGUUUCCGCAGCCUCUGGAUGAUGGACGAGUGAACAUCAGCUGUAAGUCCAGCGGCUGGUAUCCAGAGCCGGACGUCUCCUGGACGUCAGAUGAGCGAACGGUUCUCCGUCCUGGAGGAGUGUCUCGCAGUCGUGGAGCCGAUGAGAUGUUCUCUGUCCACAGCUGGACGGCCGUCUCUCACUCGGACGCUCAACUGGUCUCAUGCUCAAUGUCUCUCAAGACUGGAGAGCUCAGAGAAAGUAGGAUUGACAUACAGGCCGUCAUCCGUUCAGAUCCAUCAGAUCCAUGGAAGGUUCCUUUCAUCGUUCUCAUUUGUGCUGUUCUGGGUUUGGUUGGUCUGAUCCUGUACAAAUACAGACAUAAACUAACAGGGAAGAAACAAAGAGAUCAAAUUUGCGAGGAUGGAUUUAUGAAAGUUGGGGGAGAUGUAAAUAUAGAAGAACUGAGGAAACAUGCAGUUCAGAUCACUAUUGACCCUGAGCAUUCACAUCCAGAUCUGAAGGUUUCUGAGGACUGUAAAAAAGUAAGAGACGCUGAAGAAUAUAAACACACUGGAGAGGGAUUUCCAUAUGAAUUAUGUGCAGUCGGAGCUCAAAGAUAUAAAUCUGGCCGUCGCUAUUGGGAGGUAGAGUUGGCACGAGAACAUACACCUACUAAAAACUACUGGUUAAUUGGUGUGACGAAACAUGGAAAUGUUCGUGUAAAAGACAGAUCUGCUGUAACUCCAUCAAACGGGUACUGGUUCUUGUGUUCAGACGGUCCUAAUGGCUUUUACAUCAGCUCUGAUCCUAAAUGUGAUCCAUCAGUUUCUCUCUCACUGACGCCGAGACCCGAACGACUGGGAGUUCUGUUAGAUUAUGGUAAAGGUCAGCUGUCAUUUUACAAUGUCAAAGAGAGGAAACAUGUGCUGACCAUGAAGAUCAGAUUCCCUGGAGCAGUCAGUCCGCUGUUUAAUCCAGGGGUCGGAGAUCAGAGUCCACUUAUAAUUCUGGAUUGUCCAGAACCAGUAGAAACACCUGUAGAGUCCAGUGAACCUUUACUGGGUAACAGCUCAGACGCCUGACUGACCAAUCCUGUGUGUUCAGGCCGAACAGCACAUUUGAAAAUGUAAAAAUCUCCUCUUGGAUUUACAAACCUCAGAAACAUAAAAAAUUCUCAAAUAAAGCAAGACACUAGCAACAUCAAGCUCAUGGGUUUGAUUCCCAAAGAUCACGAAUACUGAUAAUAUGUACAGCUUGAAUAUAUCAGCAUCAGUUCAACCAAACGUUAAGGUAUGACAACUUUAGAUAAAGCCUCCAAUCCUCCAAUAAUCAUCAGAUCAAGUGCUGCACAUUUAUUGCUCACAUGUUACAGCUCGAGACACUCCUCCUGAUUUGACUGAUUGUCAGCCAUAGACCCCAACAAAAAAUAAAACGUUUUAGUCAUAACCUGACAGAUUAAGGCAGCUGCUCUUGAUAGAAUGUAAAUAAAAAUUAAUAAAAUAAAAAUAUUUCUCCUUUAUGGCGCAAAAGUAACAUCUUAAAUUGGAUGAUUCUGUGUUAAACAACAGAAUUUAGAAAAAUUGUAAACCUACAAUAAAUCCUUGACAUGCUUUAUGAUCAUUAACAAACCUCAAUACAAUCUUUAGAGUUAAUCAGUUCUCAAAUCUCUAUUUAAGAUCUAAAUAAACACUAAUGCAAACCUUUAACAAUCAGAUAUUCACAACAGCUGUUAUCUGUUUUCGCCGGUUUCGCCCUUUAAAUAUUUUGGCACAUCCGUGGCCGGGAAGAUUCGGGAGGCGACGGCUCGCUCAGCGGCUCUUCAGUCCUUUAUGCCGCAUGUGGCGGUCCAGGUCCACGCCUCAAGCCACGAAGGGGACUGGCUCGUCCCGGUCUGAGGAUCAGAGACCAGACCCGACAGUGAGUUUAGAAAGAGGUGAGGUAACAUCAGGGAAGUGGUCUAGAAGCGGCGUUCUAGGGUCUGGUCUCACGGGGGUAACUAACGAGGGUAACCCUCGCUUCGAGAGGCAUUGAGGUUUCCGUUCUUAGAUCUCGGAAGGCAGCGGUAUUGAGUAGCAGACCCAUUGAGCCUCUACUCCAUCUCCAACUGCGAGCUCAGCCGAGGCUUUCGCUCUAGAGAUACGCCUGGAUAGCGAUAUCAAGUAUUUGGGCUCUCUGUGAGCUUUCUUGAUAGCUGUCCAGGCCGGAGUAGGUCUCUCAUUAGGCUCUCUCUGAGCCUCCUGCACUACUGCUUUCAGAUGGAGCGUUGUCCGGUUAGCGAUAUCAAGUAGUUAGGCCUCCUCUCGCUGAGAGAGUUAUUUACUGGGGCCUCCGCUCAUUGGCUGUUCUGCUCUUAGAGCGUGGCUAAGUUAGUAUGCUAAGUUGUUCGGCUCACUAGGAGCCUCCUUAGCUACUGACCUCAGUGAGUGUUGCCUCCUCUCGCUAUGAGUAUUGAGGCCUCCACUCUGCGGAGCUUCACGGGCCGGCCGGACUGAGUUUAGCUCAUUUCUGAUCCGUCUCUGCACUGCCCUGGAGUUAGUGUCGUAGGAUCCACUCUACACUUCUAUCACGAUUGUCUGCAAUAGGCAUCACAGGUGCGGCACUUCAGUGGUUGACCUCCUAUCUAUGUGAUAGACAACAAUUUGUUAAGAUAGGUAAGAGCCGCUCACGCUCUGUGUCUGUCUCUCUCGGUGUGCCCCAAGGCUCUGUACUUGGUCCGCUUCUAUUUCUAAUCUACUUGCUACCGUUAGGCCAGAUCAUCAGACAGCAUGGUCUCAAUUUUCGUAGCUACGCUGAUGAUAUUCAAAUCUACUUCACGGUCAGUCCCAACUCAUCUUUUCCACCCUCUUCAGUUACUCCUGCCUCAACGAACUUAAAACAUGGAUGUCCUCUAACGUUUUACAGCUUAAUGCUGGUAAAACUGAAAUCCUGUUGAUUAACCCCUAGAUCACAGAGCUCACCCAGACAUGACAUUUUUACCUGCGGAAUAUUGUUCGUAUUCGCCCCUCUCUCACCUUUAUAUGCGGAAACUUGUUAUUCGUGCUUUCAUCACUUCCAGGUUGGACUUCUGCAACUCAUUAUACAGUGGGCUACCCACCAAAGCAAUUCACCGCCUUCAAAUGGUACAAAACUCUGCUGCACGAGCCCUCACAUAUAACAAAAAAUCUGCUCAUAUCACUCCUAUCCUUCCUGUCAUAAACCGCAUCCAAUUCAAACUGUUAGUCCUUGUACAUAAAGCCUUACAUGGCCCGUUACCCAAAUAUGUUGUUGAUUUGGUACAGCCAUACCUUCCAACUCGGCCCCUUGGUCUAGCGCUGAAAACCUACUCGUGGCACCCCGGGUCAGACUCUCUACGGUGGGCGGUAGGGCUUUUAGUGUUGUCGGCCCUAAGUUAUGGAAUAAAAAGCACCCAAAUCUUUGUGCGACCGACAACAAUCGGACCUUCAAAAAACAACUUAAAACUCAUAUCUUAAGCAUCCUCAACAUUGUUUUCACUUUUCUCCACUUUCUCAGCUCUUUUUUCUACUUUCUUUGUGGUAAUUGUAUAUUCGGAUAACUAGUACAAAAUGUUUUUCUUUGAUUCAUGUAAAUUAGUGUUUGCUUGUUUCCAUCUGUUUAUAAGCAGAUGGCCUUGUAUAUGUUUGCCUGCUGUUUGCCUGCUGUUUGUUUUGCAUUGUGAAGCGACCUUGGGUUCUUGAAAGACGCUAUAGAAAAUAAACAUAUUAUUAUUAUUAUUAACUGCACGUGUUUCUUAUAUGCUAAGCUAAAUGACUUAAUUUAAACCAUGAUGAAUAAAUGUAUUAAUAAAAUAGUGAUAACAAUAAAUGUAUAAAAUGUGUAAAAAUAACACAACAUAUUAGGUGUGGGUAUUAACUCAAUUCAAUUUCGAUUCACAAGCAGUUUGAUGCAGUUUUGAUCUCAAUUCAAUAAAGAUUAAUUUGGAUUUAUAUCAAGAACAAUAAAUAUAAAAUUCUCAAAGUAAAAAAAAAACUAUUUAUUGUUAGGUCAUUUUAUCUAAUCUUAUAAAUACAGAAUACAUCUUUGUAGCCAUGAUAUACACUUGUAAAUUUAAUCUAAAUUAAGCUUUGGUACCGAAAUUGCUACCAAGAACCGUGGAUUUGUACUGGUAUUGGUAAUUCUGACAUUUUGGGACCGUGACAACACGGUAAGUUUAUAAGCUGUUUUAUUGACGUCUUCUGGCAGUUGAAACACUGAUUACAUGAGACAUUGAUUUUAUAAUCUUCUAUAUCUUUUAACAUCAAGUGAAAAGUUUGAAAGAUUCUGCAAAUUUUGCUCGUAUUCGCUGACAAACAUAAAUGUGCUUGGGUUCACUUCUGCGCGAGCAACAGUUUUUGAUGUGAAAUAUCGCUUCUAGUAUUAAUGACAAUAUGAAAAAGAUGAUAAUUCAAUUUUUAAUUUUUGUUGAAUAUUGAUGGAUAAACAAUGUGUUGAAAGAAAAAAGAUGGUAAAAUAAGUUUUGAGUGUUAUUUAUGUAAAUAUAAAGGCAGCUACUGAGGCAGAACUGAUGUACAUGUGCAAUGAUUAAAGCUGAAUAUAAUAUUCCUGUGAUUAAAUCAUGCAUUAGAUUUUAUCUUGUUGUAUCGCAUGUGUUAAACUGCUCUGUAAAGUGUGUGUGUUGCUCAUAAAACGUUAACAUUUACCUACACUCUUUGUUUAUGAUUGCAAAUCUAAAGAAUUGUAUUGUACUACUUGUACCUUUGUAAUACAUGUCUGUUAUCAGGGCCACCACUUUUUUAAAUGAUCUGAGACAGAUCAAAACAACAACUUAUUUUUAGGCUAUAACUAAAAUAGACCAAUAGUCUUGUUUUGUUCAUUUUAUUCAAAUAAAAUACUUCACCAUAUGA